UACGGCGGAUAUGGAGAUACCACAUUUCCUUUGCCUUCUCUUGAGUUCAUCUACAUCGAGUUUUAUAUAAACAAUAUCCGUUUCCAUUUUAUAAAAGUUUACAAAUGUAAACAAUCGAUAAAUGUGGGACAGGUUUGGAGAAGGCAGGGUGACGAGGCAGGGUGAGUCAUCAUGCGCGUCGAAUCCGGAAUAUCCCGUAGUGCCUUCAGCUGCCUAUAUAACACUGCACUUGGAAUAGGAGCAGACUAUAGCUUCCAUCAAGAAGAAAAUGCAUCUAGCAACAUUACCGGUGAUAUUUUUCACAGCUCUGGCUUUCACGCCAUGUAGCAGCAAUUCGCAAGGAGCACCGACGUACAGGUGGACAGAUGACGUGACGGGGGAAUCCGUGACGUGUGAGAAGUGUCCUCCAGGCACCUACGUGGUGAAGCACUGCUCUAAAAACAGGAGAACCGAGUGCGGGACUUGCCCGGACUUACACUACACAGAGUUCUGGAAUUACGUAGAGCGCUGCAGAUACUGCAAUGUUUUCUGUACGGAAGAACAGUACGAGAAAACACCGUGCAGCAUUACGCGUAAUAGAGAGUGCGCCUGUAAAUCUGGAUAUUAUUUAAAUUACGGGUUCUGUUCAAAGCACAGCGCUUGUCCACCUGGAGAGGGCGUAAGCAUUAAUGGCACGGAGCAUGCCGAUGUCAAGUGUGCUCCAUGUGAAGAAGGUUAUUUUUCAUCUGAGUAUUCCAGCACGAAAGCUUGUCAGAAACAUUCUGAGUGCAAGGCUGGUGAAAGAGCUAUUCCUGGCACGGAGAAACAGGACACAUUCUGCACGACCUGCAAUUUUCAUUCAGAAUCUUCAAGCUCUCCCGAAGAUCGUGCUGUGUGUGAACGGGCAGUGAUUGACUUCGUUUCCCAGCAUCACCUGCAACCCAGGAAACACAAACGACUUGUCAACGCAGCCAGAAGGAUGGCGACCCUGAGCACAGAAAAUGAGGCCCUGUUAGAUCUGUUUGUGUCCAUUCAGAAGAGUCAUUCUAGCAAACCAUUUGUCAAUGUAAUGGUUGAAAUCUUGCAAAAAGCCAGGUUGCCUCAUUUAGAAAGUAAAGUAAGGAGGUGGUUCCUGGAUGAAUAUUAAUUUAAAUAGGUUAAUUAAAUAGGUUAGUUUUAGUAAUCACAAGCUGUUAGAAACAUUGUUCAAUUAUACAGUAAUGGUCAGAAUUAUGGCAUA
Molecule: messenger RNA, 1219 nt
Organism: Megalops cyprinoides (Indo-Pacific tarpon)
Lineage: Eukaryota; Metazoa; Chordata; Actinopteri; Elopiformes; Megalopidae
Product: tumor necrosis factor receptor superfamily member 6B-like
Exons: 4
Coding region: 269-1126 (285 amino acids)
Molecular function (GO): protein binding
Source: RefSeq, a predicted model, not a curated record